Messenger RNA from Spodoptera exigua (beet armyworm), 3661 nucleotides. The record is from the annotation of a GenBank genome assembly. Lineage: Eukaryota; Metazoa; Arthropoda; Insecta; Lepidoptera; Noctuidae.
CAAUGAACGUCACUGACAUAUAUGUCAUUUAGUUAGGCUGUGGCCGCUGUCACUGUCACAAUCUAUUAGUCGUAGAAAUGGCUACGGAACUGUUGUUUGUCCCUUUUAAAAAGGGGUCUGAUGUGGAUAUUAUUAAACCGCUCAGAAAUUUGAUAAACGCGACAUACAAUACCGGUGACCAGCAUGAAGAUUAUACAGAAGCCCUUAAUGAGCUAAGCCGAUUAAGGGCCAAUGCUAUUUGGAAAGUAUUCGAGAAAUCGUCGCUGGAGGUUAUCUACAACUACUAUGAUCAGCUUGCUUCCUUGGAAUCCAAGAUCCCACCACAGGAGGUGCAAAUCCCCUUCAAGUGGAAGGAUGCUUUUGACAAGGGCUCUUUGUUUGGAGGGCGGAUGAGUCUGACAAUCAGCUCACUGGCCUAUGAGCGCAUGUGUAUACUGUUCAACAUUGGUGCAAUGCAGAGCCUGAUUGCAUCACAGCAGACAGUGGAGACUGAGGAAUCCCUCAAGCAAGCCGCCAAGCUAUUCCAGCAAGCCGCGGGCGUGUUCGCGUACCUGAAGGCGAACAUCAUGAUGGCGGUGCACCAGGAGACCACGCCCGACCUCAACCCCGACACGCUGGACGCGCUCGCCAAGCUCAUGCUGGCGCAGGCGCAGGAGGUCAUCGCCUACAAGUGCAUUCGCGACGAAAUGAAGGAGAGCAUGGUCGCCAAGGUCUGCGCGCACUGCGAGGAACUGUACACGGACGCUCUGCGCGCCAUGCAGAAAGAGCAGCUCAAGGCGCUCUGGGACCGCGACUGGCUGCCGGCGAUGGCGUCCAAGCAGGCGGCAUUCCGCGGGCUGGCGCAGCUGUACCAGAGCCAGGUGUGUCGCGCCAACAAGGCCGUGGGCGAGGAGAUCGCGCGCCUGCAGCUGGCCGAGGAGCAGCUGCGCGCCGCCUGCCAGCGCGCGGCCGGCGCCGGCCUGCUGGCCGACCAGCUCACGCGCGCCUCGCGCCAGCUGGCCAGCGCGCGCAAGGACAACGACUUCAUCUACCACGAGCGCGUGCCCGAGCCCGCCGCGCUCGAGCCCGUCGCGCGCGCCGCCAUCGCCAAGCCGCUGGAGCCCCCGGCGCGCUGGGGCUCCGCGCGCGACCUGUUCGCGGCGCUCGUGCCGCUGGCCGUGCACCAGGCGCUGCAGGCGGCCGCGGCGCGGCGCUCCGACCUGGUGGCGCUGGAGAUCAACAAGCUGCGCGACGCCACGCAGCUGCUCAACAGUAUCCUGGCGUCGCUCAGCCUGCCCGCCUGCCUCGAGGCGGCCGACGGCGCGCUGCCCGACUCCAUCCGCGCGCGCGCCGCCGCCGUGCGCGACGCGGGCGGGCUGGCCGAGCUCACGCGCCUCAUGGCCGAGCUGCCCGAGCUGCUGCAGCGCAACCGCGACAUCCUGGACGAGGCCCAGCGCAUGCUGCGCGAGGAGGCCGACGCCGACGCCGCGCUGCGCACGCAGUUCGGCGCGCGCUGGACCCGCACCGAGUCCGCCAAGCUCACCGAGGCCUUCCGCGCCAACGCCGACAAGUACAGGCAGAUCAUCGACAACGCCGUGCGCGCCGACAACAUCGUGCAACAGAAGUUCGCGCAGCACCGCGACAACAUCGCGCUGCUCAGCGGCAGCGACGGCGACCUGUCGGCCGGCGUGCCCGACGCGCCCGACGGCGCCCCGCGCCCCGCCGCCGCCGCCGCCGACGCCGAGCGCUCGUUGCGGGCGCUCAUGCAGGACGUGGAGGCGCUCAAGGCCGAGCGCGACAGCAUCGAGGCCGAGCUGAAGGACACCACCGUGGACCUGCGCGAGCAGUUCCUGGGCGCGCUGGCGGCCGACGGCUGCGUGGACGAGCCGGCGCUGUCGGCGGGCGCGCUGGGCGCGGCGCUGGCGCCCCUGCAGCGGCGCGGCGCCGCCACGCUGGCGCGCCAGGCCGACCUGCUGGCCGCCGUGCAGGCGGCGCACGCGGCGCUCAUGGCGGCGCGCGGCGGCGCCAGCGGCCGGGACGAGGCGCUGGGCCGCCUCGCCGCCGCCGCCGACGCCUUCCAGGAGCUCACCGCCAACCUCAACGAGGGCAUCAAGUUCUACAACGACCUGACGCAGUUGCUGGUGGCGUUCCAGAACAAGGUGUCGGACUUCUGCUUCGCCCGCAAGACGGAGAAGGACGAGCUGCUGAAGGACCUAACGCAGGAGGCGGCGCGGGGCUCCGUACGGCCCGCGCCCGCGCCCCCGCAGCACCACAGCGACGCCGAGGUUACUGCUCCCAUUUGUUUACAAAACUUACAAAUUACAUUCUUACACUUUACAAUAUCGAUCGUAUACACAUUCGCGGGUCCGAUUUCCACCCGGAACGACUCUUUGUGUGGUUUACAAAUAUGUUGUCCAGGUCCGGGUGUGAUUUGUAUGUGACAUUUUUGUGGGGCAACGUUUUGUUUAUAGAAAUAAUAUCGAUAUAUUAAUUUUUGCGACAAUGAACCCAUGACACAUUUCGCGGUGGCCAGACACGAAUCGAGUUGAUGUUGUACUAGUAUUGCUACAACAACCGUUUCGUGGUUCUGAAUGUCCCCGCAUCACUCGUUGUUGCCAAGCUGUACAAGAGUGCGCAGGUUGCCUGCCAGGGUAAGUGUCCUGGCGUACACUGCGCCGCUCUACAGUACCGACUACCGGCGGCACUAUCCCUCGAUGUGGUCCACUAUAAUCAUUGUAUACAACAAACAUUUGUGUGGUUUACUAAGUUAUGGCACCCUGUCUGAAUAUUAUCAAUGACACCAUUCAUCUCCACCGCCUGGCAGCGUAUGGAUGCAAUACUUUUAGAUAUUAUGUUCAUCAAUUUGGUUCAUUUAUCAUGUAUCCACUUUAUCAAAAUUUGAGUUGGGGAUUUAGGAAAAUGGAUAUGAUAUUGAAAUAGUUUCGUGUAUUGCAGCCCCCCGCGGUGCGUAAAGAGGCUCCGCCCCGGCCCCCUCCCCCCGCGGCUCCGGGAGCCCCCGCGGCCCCCGCCGCCGGCCCCUCCGCGCUGCCUUACCCCCAACAACCGCAAGGCAUGCCGGUCCCGUACGGCGCGGGCGCGGCGUACCCGUACUACGCGGCGCCGCUGCCGACGCUGUACAACCCGUACGCCACGCUGCCCUACCCGCACCACGCGCGCAUGCCGCCGCCGCAGCCCUACGCGCCCUACCAGUACCCGGCGCCCGGCCCCGGGCCCUACGCGCAGCCCCCGCCCGCCGGGUACAACCCCUACCCGCAGCAGUAGGCGCGGACCUUGGCCUGCGUCUGACCUCUAUUAUAUUAUAGUUAAAUAUGCGCAUUUAACGAAUUUUCAAAAGGUAUGUGAUGCCCAAAUGAAGUAAAUUAUAUUACAUGUAUUAAGAUGAAAUCUCUGUACACCCAACGCGUAUCGUGUAGUCGUACGCGAGCCCGCCAAUAUUGUUCACAGAAUGCAAUGUUACGCUGGGGAAGUAUUAAGUAUUUACAUUUCUGUGAUUGAGCACGACGCGCGCCGCUGCUUACUAGAUGGGGAUAAAUCUCACUGCACUGUAAUAACAAACUCGUUUGUAAUUAUGUAAAAAAUAUAUUUGUUAUUAUUAUUCUUGAGAAAUAAAGUUAGGAUAAAUAAUUUUUUAAUAAAAUUGCUUAUUAUUUCCCGUCCUGUU